Molecule: messenger RNA, 621 nt
Organism: Schizosaccharomyces cryophilus OY26
Lineage: Eukaryota; Fungi; Ascomycota; Schizosaccharomycetes; Schizosaccharomycetales; Schizosaccharomycetaceae
Product: glutathione S-transferase Gst2
Exons: 2
Coding region: 1-621 (206 amino acids)
Source: RefSeq, a predicted model, not a curated record
AUGGUUAAUUUUAAUUUUAUGCUCUUUUCUCAUAAAGGAGGCCCAAAUCCUUGGAAAAACGAACAACACCUUUUUUACAAUCCCAAUGGUAGAGUUCCUACAUUAAUAGAUCAUCAAAACAAUGAUUAUGCAAUCUGGGAGUCCGAUGCUAUUUUGGUCUACUUGGCAGACAGGUACGACAAAGAAAGAAAUAUUUCAUUGCCUCAUGAUAAUCCAGAGUACCAUCAUUUAAUUCAAUACCUUUUUUUCCAGUCUUCAGGUCAGGGUGUCAUUUGGGGACAAGCAGGCUGGUUUAAUUUUUUUCAUCAAGAACCUGUUGCAUCUGCCGUUACUAGAUAUAGGAAUGAAAUAAAGCGUGUGCUCUGUGUUUUAGAAAGUAUUCUCCAAGACAAGGACUACCUCGUUGCUGGCAAGUUUACGAUUGCCGAUUUGUCUUUUGUAGCCUGGAACGAUUUGCUAACAGCAAUUUUUGGCCCAGGAAGACACGAAUUUAAGGAAGAGCUUCCUCAGCUGGACUUCGAAAAGGAGUUCCCUAAGACACAUGCUUGGCACAAGCGUCUUAUUGAGCGUCCUGCCGUCGUUGAGACCAUAGCGGAACGAAAACAAGCUCUACAACAAUGA